Messenger RNA from Penicillium atrosanguineum, 2280 nucleotides. RefSeq lists its product as uncharacterized. Lineage: Eukaryota; Fungi; Ascomycota; Eurotiomycetes; Eurotiales; Aspergillaceae. The transcript has 3 exons. The record is from RefSeq and is a predicted model, not a curated record. Gene Ontology annotation, cellular component: MIS12/MIND type complex. The coding region runs from base 1 to 2280 and encodes 759 amino acids. Gene Ontology annotation, biological process: chromosome segregation.
AUGCCAGACACACUCACUGCUCCUGGGAGCAGUACAUACUCGUCGAAUACACUCCACGCUGGCGAUGGAACAUGGGAUUUGACGCGGGACACGUUCCUGCUGCCCAAUUUGAUGGGCGUGAACUUUGAGACAAUGCGAUACAAUGGCAUGGGAAACCGAUUCAAGGAUAUGACUGGGUACCAUUCUAUCAUUAUUGCCCAUGGUGUGAUUGGUACCAUUGUUUUCUUGGGUCUCGUCCCUAUUUCCACAUUUAUCAUCCGUUACUACUCCCGAUGGAAUCCAUACUGGGCAUUCAAGCUUCAUGCUUGGUUCCAAGUAAUGACGUUACUGUUGUCAACGGUGGUGUUUGUACUUGGCUGGUUUGCCGUUGGCCCGGAGAGGAGCUUGACUAACCCACACCAUGGAAUCGGCUUAGCAAUCUAUGUCAUGGUCAUAUUUCAGAUGCUGUGGGGCUGGUUUGUGCACAAAAAGGAGAGCAAGAGAACCAGACACCAUGUCCCUCUGAAGUUGGUGAUUCACCGCUGGUUCGGUCGCGCUCUGUGCCUUUUGGGAAUUGUUCAGAUUCCUCUGGGACUGACACUCUAUGGCUCCCCCAAGGUCCUUUUCAUUCUCUUCGCGCUUGCGGCUUUUGGUUAUUUGAUGUUGUACUUCGUGCUAUCCUACCUUUACGACGAUGAGGGCUAUCAUAUGGCAAGUGAGCACGGGAGUCGAUACUCCGGACCAUCAGUUGUCACAGAGGAACAUCAUGGUGGUGGUGGUGGUGGUGGCGGUGGUGGUCUCGGACAGGCUUUGGCCGGGGGUGCUUUGGGAGCAGGAUUGGCUUCGAUGUUCAAGCGGCGCCAACGAAGCCGCCACUCGAGCCAGGUUUAUGAAGAGUCACGCACGUCUGUCUCCGAUGAGAAGUACUCUGACGAAUCUUCUCGUCGUCAUGAGAGCGGUGGCUGGGGCAAAAAGAUCCUCCAGCUGGGUGCAUUAGCAGGUGGGGGUAUGCUCGCGAAGAAAUGGUGGGAUCGUCGACGAGAUCGUGAAGAAGACUCCGAAGUUGGACGGUACAGACCCGCCCACUCGCGUACGGACAGCUAUUCAGAAGAAUCUCUCAGUCGACUGGAAGAUGGACGACCGGAGCCCGUUCACCCAGCGCCACUCAAUCGACCUCCAAGCCGUGUGCCGAGCAGACCUCAGAGCCCCGGUUCAUCUUACUACUACAAUAGUACGUACCUUACCGAACCUCAGGAGCGGCGUCCUUCGCAUGGAGUUCGUGACGCGCUUCUCGGCGCUGGUGCCUUUGCUGCGGUGAAACGAAUGUUCAGCCGCAAAGGCAAGGAUGACGAAGAAAAACGUCGACUCGAUGACAUCCACCGUCGGGAAGAAGAAGAUGAAUAUUUGCAAAGAGCGAACAGCAAGCGACGACAGGAUAGUCAAGGAGUUUAUCCACAGCGACGAAGGCCGAGCUCCUACACUGAAAGUGAUCUCACACCAACCGAUCUUACUCCUCGGCCGCCUAGGCCCCCUCGACAACCAUCGCACAGCUCUCUUCUCACGGCAGAGCCAGUGGCAACAGGCGCUGUCUAUCCUUCACGCUCUGACAUUCCUCCUAUUCCUCCAGCGCAUCACGAGCUUUCCGGUGAUUUAAUACCCCCACCUCCAGCUUCCCAUUACUCCCAUUCUCAUCAUGCCGAGGAAUUGGCAGCUGGAGCGGCCGCUGGGGCUGCACUGGGCGCUGCAUCCAGCCAUCGUCGCAGCGAUGUGAGUCGACGAGAUGAUCACGUCGAGUCUCCGCCGGUCUCUGUCAAAGUGAAGAUGCACAAUGAUGGUCGGCAUGUUACACUCCGUCGUCUGACAGAAGAAGAGGCGGCUGCGCAGCGUGAAGCACGCCGCAGAGAGCGACGGAAUUCUCGUCGUCGCGGCAGCAGUGCAGGCUCCUUAUCCGGUGGAGAGCGUGAAUCAGACCGCUGGCGUCGCGUUGAAGAAAAGGAGCGUCGGCAAGCCGAGCAGAUACGACGAGAACAGCAGGCCGCAAUGGCCCCUCAACCAGGCAGCAUACCUCCCUCUCCUUUCCCUCAAUCUGACUCUCAAAUCAGCGUAAUGCCACCGCCACCUCCUAUUCCGCAUCCCGCGGCUUCGAAUAUCCCAUACGGCGCUGGAAGUGUCACUUCACCUGGCACGUGGACCGGCACCGAAGCUAGCGGAUCCUACGCCAACAACCGUCGUCGCCGACGUGCAGAGCGAGCUCGAGCACGCCAGGACAGGCAACAACGGCCUGGCGUGGAAUUCGAGUAA